AUGUGCUCUCUGGAGGACGACUCCGGGCGUCUCACCGUUCGAUCUCUUCCCACUCGAGCCGUACUGCAUAAUGGUGGGCGGGGAAGCCUCGCCGGCAAAGCCAGUGACCAUCCGGGGCUGUCCCUGACCGAGUCUUCUGAAACGUCUCCUGGUCGCGAUCAAAGGGCCCCGACGGCCCCGGCCUUCAUCCGGCGACCACAGGCCCGCAAGACCGGGCCACCCCGCGCGCCGCCCGAAAUCCUCACGCUGUUCCCCCUCCUCUCUCCUCCCGUCCAUUGUUUACUCAGCCUCUAA
Molecule: messenger RNA, 294 nt
Organism: Puccinia triticina
Lineage: Eukaryota; Fungi; Basidiomycota; Pucciniomycetes; Pucciniales; Pucciniaceae
Exons: 2
Coding region: 1-294 (97 amino acids)
Source: RefSeq, a predicted model, not a curated record